AUGUGCAGGUUUCACUUCCAGGACUUGUGUGUGAGAGGCGAGUCAUCCGAGGCUUUCGGGGUGAACCCAGUCUUCCUUCCGUCGUCCUCGCUGUACAACGCCAAUGCUGCUGCCAACAUGACCGCCUACACCAACGAAACAUUUGCCAAUCCCUUUGAGCUCAACGCCAAGGGGUUGCCAUAUGGCUUUCAGCAGCUGCCUGGCAGCAGCCGCUUCCCGCUGGUGUUUGAUGUGAAUCUGGACAACGGGGCAGCAACACGGCGGCUGCAGUACCUGGUGGACGGGUUCUUCGUGGACAACUACACGCGCAGCAUCGACGUUGUUCUUAUCACUCGCAACGCCAAUGAGCAACUGUUCACCGCCACCAAAGCCACCCUCUCCCUUCAGCCGGGCGGCAGCAUGGACGCUACUUUCCUAAUCCAGCCGGUCAACGUGGAAUACUACGACCUGAAUGUGACAAACAACGUGAUACGGCUCGUCCUGGAGCUGCUGUUUGUGGCCGGCGUGGUUUGGAACGUAGUGGAGGAGGUGAAGGAGAUGAUGUGGAUUUGGAAGGUGCAGCGAAGGUCCUUCUGGCAUUACUGGCGGCAGGGGUGGAACUGGGUGGACUGGCUUUCGAUCUCCGUCCAGAUUCUCUGCAUCUGCAUGUGGAUAUCAAUGGCAGUGCUAUCCGGGCAGAGCUUCAAUAUGCAGGCACGCUACAACAUCUACUACACUCUGGAUGAGUACCCGCGCUACUGGGCCCUCCCCAACCCGCCCUCGGGGUACCUGGCUGCAGUGGCUGCUGCUGACAAACUGGGCAGUAUUAUCAACACGAGCUCAGCUUACUUCGCUCUGCAGGGCAUGAAUGUGUUCAUCAUGGUGCUGCGAGUGCUCAAGCUGAUGGACUUCCAGCCGCACAUGGGCAUCAUCACUCGCUCCAUCCGCGUCGCCCUCCCCUCCAUCCUGCACUUCUUCCUACUCUCCCUGGCUGUCUUCCUAGCCUAUGCCACCUAUGCCUACCUCGUGUUCGGCAUGACCAUGGCACAGGUGAGUCGGACGUGUGUGUGCGGGGGGCGCAUGCGUGGCGCCUUGUGUGGCAGGCUGGUGAGGGCUCUCCCCUCCAUCCUGCACUUCUUCCUGCUCGCCCUAGCAGUCUUCCUCGCAUAUGCCACCUACGCCUACCUUGUGUUUGGCAUGACCAUGGCUCAGGUGCGUGCGUAUGUGUGUUGUGUGUAG
Molecule: messenger RNA, 1218 nt
Organism: Closterium sp. NIES-65
Lineage: Eukaryota; Viridiplantae; Streptophyta; Zygnematophyceae; Desmidiales; Closteriaceae
Source: the annotation of a GenBank genome assembly